UUUCAGUAUCGCGCGGCCAUUGUUACGAUACGCACGUAGUACUCGCGUAUUCUGCCAAAAUAUAUUGAAUAAUAUAAAAUUGUGAAUUACGUUACCAUAAAUAAAAUUAAAAACUUACUGGAAAUUAUAAGAUAUAUGUGUAAUUAAAUUAUUUGAUAAACAUAAAGCAGUAAGUGUUUUCGGUAUCCUGAAUUUCGUCUCCGCUUUUUUGGUGAUAGAUCGAUAGCUGUAAACAUAUAUACAUUCAAAAUGCACAAAAGUGAAUUGAAGUGAAACGAAUAAAAUGUGCUAGCGCGACAAUGUGCGGUGUCCCUGUUGCUGUGUGUUCUAUGUUCGGUCGAGUGACCCGGUGAAGAUGGACACGGUCAGAUGAUCGAGGAGUCAGCCGCGCAAACCACGCAAGCGGCUUAUAGGGCGCAUCAUGCAGGUGUUCGGCGAAUGGGCGCAAGUUGAGGUGGUGGAAUUAGUGAACGAUGGAUCGGGUCUCGCAUUCGGCAUCGUCGGCGGUCGAUCCUCUGGCGUCGUCGUCAAGAGCGUGCUACCUGGAGGUGUGGCUGACAGGGAUGGCCGCUUACGCAGCGGCGAUAUGCUGCUUCGUAUUGGCGCGGUGUGCGUCGUCGGGAUGUGCGCUCGGCAAGCCGCAGCCGUGCUCCGGCAAUGCGGGGCCUGUGUGCGGUUGCUGGUUGCGCGGCCUGCACACAGUAACACAUUGCAACCGACAUUACAAUCUCUCGGUGCGUCUCAGGCACCAAUCGUACCCUCACGGCUUCUAGCUGACCCCAUAGAGCUGGAACGGGGCUUGGCUGAAGCGGGGCAUGAUGGGUUUGGGGCUCUAUCCGAAGACACGACUCCUCCGUCACCACCACCCACGAUCAUUGAGGAAAGAUUGCAUCAUCGGCCUGUAGCAUCAAUCGUGGCAGUAGUACCAAGAGGAGCACUUGCACCGUCACCUCGUCCACCACCACUUAUAAUUACUUCGGAACCCCAGCCACCACCUGUUAGGUUACCGUUAGAUAUGGCGGUGCGAGGCACGGGAGAACCGGAGACUUUAAGUUACGAAGUAGAUCUUAAUAAGGACUCUGCUCUUGGUCUUGGCAUCACCGUGGCUGGAUACGUCUGCGAGCAAGAGGAGUUAAGCGGUAUAUUCGUCAAAAGCAUCAGCGCCGGCAGCUCUGCGGACUUGUGUGACAAGAUCCAAGUAAACGACAGAAUUGUUGAGGUGGACGGCGUGUCCCUACAUGGCGUUACAAAUCACAGGGCGGUUGCCUUGUUACGUGAUGCCAGAGGACCUGUCGUGAGGUUAAAAGCUUUAAGGUACCUUCGAGGGGCGGGGUUUGAGAGACUUCAAAAGGCGUUAGCGGCUCAGGAUGGUAGAAGAUCACCGAUAGCUCCACCCAGUCCUUCUGUCACUUCGCUCGCCAAAUAUAGUUUUAGUGUGUACGACGAAUCAACAGUAAUAGAAGCAGAGCCGGAGUCAGAGAUACAACCACACUUACCAUCUCCCACCUCUCCUUCUGACGAAGCGGAGAUAGUUAUCGGACGAGAUGACGAUAUCUCGGAACGCGAGAUAAGAAGAAUACAAGAUAAGUGGCGGGACAUCUUGCAAGAAGAACCUGACUGGCCUGGUCACCAAUAUCAAUACGAUAUCAUUGUUGGCACAAUAAUGAAGGAAAAGGACAAUGGUCUAGGGAUCUCUCUCGAAGGUACGGUGAGAGUGGUCGCGGGCAAAGAAGUGCAAGCAAGACACUACAUCAGAGCUAUCGCACCGAAUGGCCCUAUCGCUAAAUUGGGCAUUUAUAAAGUUGGAGAUGAACUAUUAGAGGUAAACGGGUGGCGAGUACUAGGAGCACAUCACGUCGAAGUGGUGACGCGACUACGUGCAGUGAAGUCGCCCGUAUUGCUCGUGGUCGUGCGCAAGCGGAGCGACACGCACAACAGGCCUGAUCAUAGCUUUGCGAGGAGUGGUAUCAUAGGCGGUAGUUUACAAGACUUACUGGCACCACCGCAGCGUCUGAUCAAAGCUAAGUCAGAGAGUUCUGUUGCAUCUCUGUGCAGUGCAACCACGGUCAUGUCAGCGGGUCAUGACCAUGAUGAAUUCUGCUCCGACGACCUUGAACGCAACAGGUCUAGAUCCCUAGAGCCUCUGAGUGGGCUGGCGAUGUGGAGCGACCAGGUGGAGUACAUCCAGUUGCAGAAAGAAGACAGGGGUCUCGGAUUUUCUAUACUAGACUACUUGGAUCCGUCGGAGCCCGGUAGUUCGGUGAUCGUGGUGCGCUCGGUGGUGUGCGGCGGCGCGGCGGCGGCGGACGGCCGGCUCGCGCCCGGCGACCGUCUCGUGUCCGUCAACGGCCGGGACGUGGCGCGCUGCAAGCUUGCCGUCGCCGUCGACGCCAUCAAAAGCGCGCCAAGAGGUAUCGUCACUAUUGGGGUAGCUAAACCACUACCUUGCAGCACCGUGGUUGGGGGAGAAAGGGCGAACGGACACAGCGUACAAAGCAGUCAGGAAUGCAUAAAUUCAUUGGCGUCUGAUGAUCAUACGGGAAUGGAUUCUUUUCACGAAUGUUUGCAAGAAUACGGAGAAGGUUUGGAAGUAGUACAAAUUUGCUUAGAGCCUGAAGAGUCAUCUAUAAAGGAUGAAGAAUUGUCUGCCUUGGCUGAUAUAAGCUAUGAUGAUUAUAAAAAAGUAGAUUCUUUAAAUGAUAACAGCAAGUUUAUUUCUCUUGGAAAUAAUGACACUGAAAAGGUUAAUGGUAUAACUGAACUUAAAUCUUCAAAGUCAGACGAUUCUCUGGACGAACAAGACGACGAUUUGACAAUAACGGAAGAUGACGUCCUUGUUGUUCCUAGAGAAUUAACCAUAAGGAGUAAGUCCGCAGAUAGAAAGGGCAUGGAAAGCGAGAGAUGUCUAUCAAAACAACAAAGUAAAGAUUUGUCAACGUCGGACGAAAUGGUGUUUGCCGUUACGCCGACUGGCUUAGAGAGAAUAAGUUUCGAAAAAUAUUGGAAGGAGUGUGAUAUCAAUAAAGACAAAUUAAAAAAUGACGAAAGUUGGAAAGAACCCAUAAAUUCAGCUAUCGAUGAAACCGCGAGUUUUUAUGACGCAACCACAAGAAUUUCCGUCCAGGAACAUAACAAUUCUCUAUUAUAUAUUGACCAUGAAAUUGACGGUUACGAAACAUGUCUCGAUGACGACUCAUCGUCUGUAAAGUGCUCGAUAAAAAACGGUCAUAAAAUUAACGGCAAUAGUGAGAUCAAAGAGUUAGGUAAACACGAUAAAAUAGUUAUUAGAAACAAAGACAACGAUGCUUGUGCCAAAACUAUUAAAGAUCAGAACACUGCCAAUACCGUUGACGAAGUGUCGUCUUAUGGCCACCCAUACAUAGAAGAGCAUAUAAUUAAGCAAAUGAAAUCAUUGAGAAUAGAACCUUUGAAUGUAAACAUAGGAACCAAGAAAUUGAAGAAAAAAAGUCCAACGAAACCGUCCAAGAAGGAACGUCGUUGCAUCGAAUACUAUAACGAUCAAGCUGAAUGUUUACAAGAGAUACGCCAAAAGAAGCUUGAAGAAGAAGAAUAUAAAAAUAAAGAGCAGCAGAGAAUUUUAGAUACUAGUCUAAUUAAGAUGGAGAAGAAAAUGCUAUCAAAGCAGCAAUUGAGUGAGGACUCGAUGGAUGCUGAACCAAAUUUCGUACCAGGCUGCCAUAAAUGUUUUCUCGAAAGCUAUGCCUAUGAAAUAACUAAAGCAUAUAUAGCCGAAGCUACGGCUUGUAAAUAUUGUGAUGUAAUUAGGGAUAUGUUAGAGGUACCUACAGUUAUAUCGAGUAGAAGAAGAUCGGCACCAGCGUUAGUAAAUCUAGAUAGCCCUGGAUCUGAUACGGAAGAUGAGGAUCUCUUGGCUGUUCCUGUAGUAAAAGAUAGAAGAAAAUCUACUGGCCCGUUGAAAUUUCCAGUACCUGCUAGAAGAACUAGUCACGUGUCCCCAACAAUGACGGUAACAGUGUCAUCCGGUCGGCGUGAUGGCGGCUCCAGUCAACGAUGGGGACCACCACGUAGAGUUACCCUCAGAAGACGACCUGGUGCACCGUUAGGAGUCAGCAUCGUCGGUGGAAAGGUGGAUAUCAUUGCUAACCAAAACGGCCAAAAUGGAGACGAAAAGGCGAUUUUCGGUAUCUUCAUCAAAAACGUCGUACCUAAUAGUCCAGCGGCACUCAGUGGGGAAUUACAGACUGGUGACAGAAUCCUUGAAGUGGACGGGGUAUGCGUCAGAACGGCACAACAUGAAAGAGCUGUCGAAUUGAUCAAAGCUGCACGGGAUAUCGUCACGCUGACUGUCCAGAGCUUAAUAACUUGGAAUACGGAUUCAUCAGACGUAGAGGCGUCACCUCCAGCCGUGUCACCUCCGCGACCAAGUAUUAAGAAGACGCCCGCGCCAAAACCUCCUAAACAUGAUAUAAAGAUAACGGUAACCGAGCCAGAAGUAGAAAAGGAAACGGUAAAAGCAGCACAGAACGGAAAACCAGAAGAAAAGCCAGUACAGAAUGGUGAGGCAAUACCUUCUAAGCCAGUGUAUUCAGAUUCUGAUAGCAGUGAUGAAGAGGAUGAAAGAGAAUUACAAGGAAGAACUUAUUCAGACAAGGGAGUUGAGAUCGACCGUGCUUCUGCAGGUGCUAUUAAGCGUAGCAGAGAAGAAAAGGAAGCUGAUCCUGAAGAAGAAGACGACUUCGGCUAUACAACAAAUAAAAUCAAGAAGAAAUAUGCAUCCCUCGGCGACAGUGUUGUGGUUGUCAAGUUGGAAAGGACCCCGAAAGCUGGACUCGGUCUCAGCCUCGCGGGCCACAGGGACAGGAGUCGCAUGGCUGUGUUCAUAUGCGGUAUGCACCCAGCCGGAGCUGCUGCGAAGUCGUCACCACCUAUCAAAGUUGGUGAUGAGAUCUUGGAGGUGAACGGCAUAGUACUGCAUGGAAGGUGCCAUCUUAACGCGUCUGCUAUCAUCAAGGGUCUUGUAGGACCUGUCUUCAAAAUCAUCUUAUUGAGACGGAAGGCGGCAUUGGAAGAUGUGGCUGUUAAACCUAUUACACAGUUCCCUGUUGGUCUUGACGAAGAGGCGGACGACCGAUUCGCUGGCUACAAAGGCGUACGAGACAUCACUAUAAAAAAGGGUCCUUCUGGGUUGGGCAUAAUGAUAAUAGAAGGAAGACACACAGAAGCUGGUCGUGGUAUCUUCGUUUCCGACCUCCAAGAAGGUAGCGCUGCGGAACAGGCUGGAUUGAAUAUUGGAGACAUGAUUCUUGCUGUGAAUAGAGAUUCUCUUCUUAGUUGCAGUUAUGAUGCCGCAGCGGCCAAAUUGAAACAAACCGAAGGUGUAGUUAUAUUGACAGUAUGUAGUCCAAAUAUGAAAGACCCCUCUGAUAAGACUGAUGAGUCGGCGUCAGGUGCUUCAGGUAACGAACCAUUCGUAAACAUUGUGUUCAAUCAAUAUUUCAUAUUAGUCGUUAAAAAUAGAACUGGUGCGAUUUUAUUCUUCUCUCUUCAAAUGUCGCUUUGUUUUUCAGGUAAUAAAACGGAUCCAUCUCGCCCGACGACACCAAAGCCAGCGCCUUCGCCAGCCAAACCGGAGCCCCCAGCAGAUCCAGCAACAGCACCAAUAAAAUCUAAUCAAGAUACAGUAAUAGAAAUUAAUACUAACAACGAAGUCCUCGGUAUAUCCUUACUCGGAGGAAGUGAUACUCUUAUUAAUGGUCCAGCAGCUGUUAUAUUGGAAGUAUACAAGAAUGGAGCGAUAGCGAAGGACGGCAGAUUAAAAGUAGGCGAUCAGAUCAGAGACUGCAACAGUCUCGCUAUAAAUAAAGAUAUGACGUACGAGAGGAUCUGUUUGUCGAUCAAGCUUAAAGUGCCUAAGAUGAAAAUGACAGUCUACCGUCCCGACCCUCUCCAGUAUGAUGAGGUGGAAGUGGAGUUAACUAAGAAAUCUGGUCGACCCUUAGGCCUAAACUGCGUCGCUCCGUUAGAGGGCACUGGAGUUUAUUUAGGAGAAUUGCUUCCAGGCUCUCCAGCUGAAGUGGACGGUAAGCUGCAAAGAGGAGACUUCUUAGUAGCAGUCGAUGGUAAAGAUGUAUCCACAGCUGAAUCCAUAGCCGUAGCCGCCAUAUUAAAAUUAUGUAACAACAAGACCACCAUUAAAGUUAAGCGAUUCAAAAUAGUCCCUAGAUAAUUGUGAUAAGGUGCAGUUUGGAAUAAAUAGCUCUGGGGUUAACUACGUUGAAGGAAGUUGGGGCUUAUUGCAUUGUUAUAGAGAUCAACAUGCAAUGACUAAGAUUAAAUUGUAAUAAAGAAAUUUCUAUCAAUUC
Molecule: messenger RNA, 6344 nt
Organism: Vanessa tameamea
Lineage: Eukaryota; Metazoa; Arthropoda; Insecta; Lepidoptera; Nymphalidae
Exons: 35
Coding region: 422-6208 (1928 amino acids)
Molecular function (GO): protein binding
Source: RefSeq, a predicted model, not a curated record